This is a messenger RNA of Rhagoletis zephyria (snowberry fruit fly), 2158 nucleotides long. RefSeq names its product protein deltex-like. Gene Ontology annotation, biological process: Notch signaling pathway; protein ubiquitination. Lineage: Eukaryota; Metazoa; Arthropoda; Insecta; Diptera; Tephritidae. The record is from RefSeq and is a predicted model, not a curated record.
UUCUAUUUGUAAUGAAAUCUGAAUACGAUGUGAUUACUUUUUACCUUUUCCAGGGAGAACAACGAUUGGAUCUCUGUAAAACAAGGUUUUGUUUGCCAUACACCAUAAAUUUUUGCAAUUUAACACAAAUUCGGCAGCCGAAUGGCCCAAUACGAAGCAUUCGUCGAUCACAGCACGCACCUUAUCCACUUGUAAAACUAACCCCUCAGGAAGCACAACAAUUAAAUGCCAACAUCUAUAAAGAUUUUACUACGACACGCAAUAACACUUUACCCACAACCGCAGCCCAGUUGGCGGAUACUAAACAGCUACAGCAGCGCAUGACAUUGCAUAAUAAUGGCUUGUCCACAACAUCCUUUCCUCAUGCAAGUCGACAACCGCAACCGUUACCUCCAAUGGUAACUGUAUCCAGUCAACACAUUCCACACGCUCACCACCAGCAACAAAUAAACCACCACCAUAGCCACCCUCACCUGCAAUCAUCUUCUUCGCAUGCGCAGCCUCAACAUCGCAAUAAAUCACACAAAAAAAACAGCGAAACAUCCACCACCAAUUUGCGGCAUAUUCUCAACAAUUUGAACAUAUUCGGAAGUAGCACAAAAAGUAACAGCCAGCAUAUGAAUAACAAUAGCAGUAUGGCCCAGACUUCAACCUCGAAUCAUUUAGGCAUGCAGUUCUCCCAUUCCAAAACCCCACUAACUGCUUCAAUGAAAAGUCACCACAGCCGUUGCUCGGAUGGUUCCUUACAGUCGCACCGCAGCAGUCGUUUGGGCUCUCACCGGUCUCGUUCACGCACACGUGCAUCGGAUACAGACACAAACAGCAUGAAAUCUACACGGCGUCCGAGUGUUGACACAGUUUCCACAUAUCUCUCGCACGAAAGCAAGGAAAGUUUACGUAGUCGUAAUUUCGCCAUAUCUGUUAACGAUCUGCUUGAUUGUUCUUUGGGCAGCGAUGAAGUAUUUGUACCAUCGUUGCCACCAUCUUCUCUGGGCGAGCGUGCACCAGCACCUCCUCCACUACCACAUCAUGUGAGCUCUAUAAAUUUAGCGCCCUCUGUAGGUACCGCUGGUGGUUCUGUUACAGUAGUAGCUACGCUUCACAAUACUCAUCAACACCAAUCUCAGCAACAAUUAGCAUCAUCAACACAACAAUCAGCUAUUGCUGGCGCGAUUGUGGGUGUGGAUCCAGCAAGUGAUAUGAUAUCUCGAUUCGUUAAGGUGGCAGAGCCGCCCUUGUGGCCAAACGCCCAACCGUGUCCCAUGUGUAUGGAAGAGCUGGUGCAAAGCGCACAGAAUCCAACUAUUGCCUUAACUCGCUGUCAGCAUUUAAUGCAUUUACAAUGCCUCAAUGGCAUGAUUAUAGCACAGCAAGGUGAAAGGAGCAAGAAUCUCUUCAUUGAGUGUCCAGUGUGCGGUAUCGUUUAUGGUGAAAAAGUUGGUAACCAACCAAAUGGCACUAUGUCAUGGAGCAUCAUUAGCAAAAGUUUGCCAGGCCAUGAGGGUCAGAAUACCAUACAAAUUGUUUACGACAUCGCAUCUGGCGUACAAACCGAUGAACAUCCACAUCCAGGUCGAGCUUUCUUCGCUGUUGGAUUUCCGCGCGUGUGUUACCUACCCGACUGCCCGCUUGGUCGCAAAGUAUUGCGCUUUCUAAAAAUUGCCUUCGAUAGGCGUCUCUUAUUCUCGAUUGGCCGUUCGGUUACCACAGGUCGUGAAGACGUCGUAAUUUGGAAUAGCGUGGAUCACAAAACGCAAUUCAAUAUGUUCCCAGACCCAACGUAUUUACAACGUUGCAUGCAACAAUUAGUGCACUUGGGUGUCACCGAUUGAUGGACGCCAAUGAUGAAUACGAAAUUAGAUUUAAAAUAUUUUAGUUAGUGUGCAAUUUGAAAGUGUUUCAAAGUAAGUUGCGUUCGAGUAGCUCGAACUUUAAAUACCCAAGUGGUUUCCAUUUUGUGUCAAAUGUAAAGUGCUGAAGGCGUCAUGCAUGCAUAAUUUUAUAAGCUUUAAAAUUGUAGGUUUUAAAAAUUUACUAGACUUCCUUGAAUGUUCUUCCAUAUUAGUUUCUAGUUUUAGAUAGUAUGGAUGUAUUUAAUAUCCAAAUUUGCUUAUGAUUUACUAUGAAGCAAUUUUUAAUUAUUUCGCUAGGUAUUAGU